Molecule: messenger RNA, 4401 nt
Organism: Artibeus jamaicensis (Jamaican fruit-eating bat)
Lineage: Eukaryota; Metazoa; Chordata; Mammalia; Chiroptera; Phyllostomidae
Gene: GCNT4
Product: glucosaminyl (N-acetyl) transferase 4
Exons: 2
Coding region: 207-1571 (454 amino acids)
Cellular component (GO): membrane
Molecular function (GO): acetylglucosaminyltransferase activity
Source: RefSeq, a predicted model, not a curated record
GGCCGCUCGGCGCUCUCCCACCCACGGCCGAGGGAAAGCAACUCCCUUGAAGGGCGCGCCGCCGAAGUGGCGGAGGAGGAGGAGGAGGCGGGAGGAAGCCGCCGCCACAGAGGGGCCGGGAGGCCGGAGCGCAGCUCUGGGUCCCCACAGGGGCGGCUUCUGCAGCCUCCGGGACCUUGCGUUCGGGGCUGCGCCGCCCCCUUUCAAUGAAGAUAUUCAGAUGUUGUUUUAAAUACCCCCUACAGCAGAAGGUUUUUAUCCUGUUUUUAACCCUGUGGCUGCUCUCCUUGUUGAAGCUUCUAAAUGUAGGAAGACUCCUCUUCCCUCAGAGAGGCAUUUACUUGGUGGAAUAUUCCCUAAGCACCUCGCCUUUUGUGAGGAACAGAUACACCCACAUUAAGGAUGAAGUCCAGUAUGAAGUCAGCUGUUCCGGUGUCUAUGAGCAGGAGCCUUUGGAAAUUGGAAAGACCCUGGAAAUAAGAAGAAGAGAUAUCAUCGACUUGGAUGAUGAAGAUGUUGUGGCGAUGACCAGCGAUUGUGACAUUUAUCAGACCCUACGAAGGUACCAUCAAAAGCUUGAUUCAAGAGAGGAGAAAAGCUUUCCGAUAGCCUAUUCUUUGGUUGUUCACAAAGAUGCAAUUAUGGUUGAAAGGCUGAUCCACGCUAUAUACAACCAGCACAAUAUUUACUGCAUCCAUUAUGACCUGAAGUCACCUGACACCUUUAAAGUUGCCAUGAACAAUUUAGCUAAGUGCUUCUCCAAUAUUUUCAUUGCUUCCAAAUUAGAGACGGUGCAAUAUGCCCACAUUUCCAGACUCCAAGCUGAUUUAAAUUGUUUGUCAGACCUUCUUGAGUCUUCAGUACAAUGGAAGUAUGUUAUCAACCUGUGUGGGCAAGACUUUCCUUUGAAGUCAAACUUCGAAUUAGUGUCAGAGCUGAAGAAACUCAAUGGAGCAAAUAUGUUAGAGACAGUGAAACCCACUAACAGUAAAAUGGAAAGAUUCACUUACCACCAUGAACUCAGACAGGUGCCUUAUGAGUAUGUGAAGUUACCGGUCAGGACAAACCUCUCCAAAGCAGCACCCCCUCAUAACAUUGAGGUUUUUGUUGGUAGUGCUUAUUUUGUGUUAAGUCGAGCAUUUGUUCAAUAUAUUUUCAACAGCUCCCUCGUGGAAGACUUUUUUGCCUGGUCUGAAGACACAUACUCACCUGACGAGCACUUUUGGGCUACCUUGGUUCGGGUACCAGGUAUACCUGGGGAGAUUUCUCGAUCCGCCCAGGACGUGUCUGACCUACAGAGUAAGACUCGCCUUGUCAAAUGGAAUUAUCACGAAGGCCUUCUCUACCCCGGUUGUACGGGCUCUCACCUCCGAAGUGUGUGUAUCUUUGGAGCAGCCGAGUUAAGGUGGCUUAUCAAAGAUGGACAUUGGUUUGCUAAUAAAUUUGAUUCCAAGGUGGACCCUGUCUUGAUUAAAUGCUUGGCAGAAAAACUUGAAGAACAGCAGAAAGAGUGGAUCACUUUGUCUUCGACAAAGUUAUUUGUGGGUAAAAAUCCCACAGUCACAACAUGAUAAAAUCACGAUGGAAACGAGGUGGAGUUAAUGUUGAGUAGUAGACUCUGCCGUGCCCAGGACCAGCCGAGCUUCACCUUUUCAUCGUUUGAAAGGUACCUAAGAUUCCACGCACAAGGGAAGGUGAUUUAGCCUCCGGUGAUGAAUAGCCUGCAGCCGGUUGAGUGCUUUGUCUCUGCCUGUAAUCUCACUGAGCUAAAUCAUCGAUCUUAAACGGCCAUCAGAUAUUUAUUGAGCUUUUACUGCUUGCCAGGUACUUUUGUAGAAAUAGAGGGCGAUUAAAUCCAAGUUUUAAGUGAGUUACACAAUGCCCUCAGGGGACUGUGUCUUGCCCUCCUCAUUCAGCAACCUUAAUAUCUUAAGUUGUUCACAUAACCAUCCGGAUCCUGCUGAGGAACUUUUGGAGUGUGUGGUAAUCACCCCUAUAAACCACCCAUUUCAGAACAAUAGUGCAGGACAGUGACCAGCACUCCACUCGCCUUGCAAUUCAACCCUUUCGACUUCCUCUAACCAGUAGAAUAUUAGAAGGAAAGACUUCACUACCUCAGAAAGAGCUCAAAGAAUUUUCCAGUUUCCUGCUUGCCAAAGCAUGAGUUACCUAUGGGUGCCUCACCCAUUCUGUUCAGGGUCGGGAGACUCUGUGGGGGUGGCAGUCACAGUGUCUGAAUCUCAGGGAGGUGGUGGGGUAGGUAGGGGGGUCUGGACACAUGGUGCCUGAAGAGGAACGAAGGGAUUUGUAUGACUGUGGCAUCAUGUUACACAGCGGUGUCCUGACGGCCUCCUUUUUAAUUCAGCUGUUUCUUAAAGCACAUUUACUGAUUAAAAAUGAGAACUGAUUGAUACUCAAGGUGUUAUAUUCCAGGACAUUGACCCUGAGUCAUCCGGUUCAUAGAUCAUCAUCCUGUGUAAGUUUCACAAAAUGAAAUUAUGCUCAUUCCACAGUGAUCCAUCCAGUGCGAGACUCCCUGGAAGACUGAAGUUUUCAGGUACUUUUUAAAACCUCUGUGACCUAAAUGUCUGUGAAACGGACUUUGCUUGUUCUAAAGUUUCCGAUACCAACUGCCAAGCAGCACCAUCAUCUCCCUUUCUUCUCUUGAACUCGUUUUUUUUUGCUUCUGUUUUCCUGCCCCCUUCAAAUUACUUUAUUCUUCAGAAAACAACGAUUACCAAGUCCUUGUUCUUAAAAAUAAGGAAUUGUUGGUCGGGUAGAGCUGAGUCCUGCAGAAAUACUUCCCGGGGUUGUCACUGUGCGUGGCCAGGGCCAGCUGUUGCUUUGGUCUGCAGGAGCGCGCUCUCCUGGCCUUCAGACUGAGCACUUGGCUGCCCAGCCUGGUUUCUUCACGAGGGUGUGUGUGUGUGUGUGUGUGUGUGUGUGUGUGUGUGUGUGUGUAUGGGAGAGGGAGAAUCACUUGAAUAGUGUAUGAAGUGUUUUUAAAAUAGGGACAAACCAUCGAAAUGUCAGAGAACAGUCUUACAAUAAGGCUAACGUAGAUCCAGCACCAUCGUGAGACUUCACCAUUUACCUUUUCUGAAAAGCCUUUGAAACAUAAGAAGAAACUACAAUUGCAGGAGCAACUCCCGUAAGGAAAUCUCAGCAUGAGGAAACUCCAGCCUCCACACCGGGGUUCUCCCUAAACCAGUGGGAUUGGCAAGUUGGUCCCGUGGCUUAGACGAGGAAGGAGGUGGAAGUUCUUUUCCUGCCGUGCAGGCUUGAGCACACUGGGUCCUGCUGAAAUCUGGGAUUUUAUGCCUUUGGUCAUCAGAGUGAUUGCGAAUGCCGAAAAAUAGACGUGCACCUCGUGGUCCAGUGUGUUGCUUCUGAUGGGGAAUGAUUCUAUUGCUUGUUUACUGAGAAGUUUGCCAGUUAUUAAUCAGUCUAAUUGCAUCUUCAAACGACACAUGGAACCAUGAAGAGGCAGCGGCGCCUUCUCUCCCCCACCCACAGACACAUUUCUCGGACUCAGUGCCCGGCCUUGCAGGGAGCUGGUCAGAACGGCUUUUGCCUCGGGAAUCCUGCAGAUUCCCUGCACGCCUUCCAACCUAACGCCUUCCAACCUAAUCCUUCCCGAAAACCUUUUGGCAUGAUUCCCUCUGGUCUGGAGAAUGUUCUGCUGUGUGUAUUUUAUAAUUAUUCUUUGGACAGUAUUUACAGAAUCUACACUCUAAGUUAUUUGGUGAUGAAACCAGGACCUUGGAGUUUCUACAUUGUAUGAGAUGAUAUAUAUUAAUAAUGAAAGAGCUACAAAAUUAUACAUAUUAUGUGAACAAACUACUGUAAUAUAGUAAAAAAAAAAACAUGUUGCUGCUGUUCUUAAUGUUUUGGUUAUUUUAAGUGAAAUAUUUAUAUAAAUGUUUAAAUUUGCAGAGUUAAAUCUGAAUAUUUCUCUUGCCUUCCAGAAUGUGACUAUUUAAGAUAUAUGCUAUGAAAUGACAAUCUUCUUUGGGAGUGUAAAGUGUGUGUACCUGAAGCACGUUACAGCUGUUUUUGUUGUAGUUGAUGGAGACGGAAUGAGCAUUGUGACUUUUUAAAACGUUUUUAUCAACUGAUCCCUGUCUCCCACUGUGUGUAUGUUGCCAUUUUCAAAAGACAUUUCUCAUUAUGUGAGUUUCAAAUAGAUUGGUAUUGCAUUUUGUGUUUGCUGCUACCAGAUGUUAAUUCUCCAGCAUUGUAAAAUAAAUUGUGCUCCAAAAACCAACCCCCAGGAAUUUAUGAUGCAGAGAACAAAUAGAAUCUGAGAAAAAGUCACGGUCAGUGAUCUGCGUAAAUUUAUUUUACUUUUUUAUUGUUGCUGCUGCUGUUGUUUCUCAUAGAACAAUAAAGGAAAUUUAA